Messenger RNA from Fulvia fulva, 264 nucleotides. RefSeq lists its product as uncharacterized. The record is from RefSeq and is a predicted model, not a curated record. Lineage: Eukaryota; Fungi; Ascomycota; Dothideomycetes; Mycosphaerellales; Mycosphaerellaceae. Bases 1 to 264 code for a protein of 87 amino acids. The transcript has a single exon.
AUGUCCACUGAUGAGCUCGGCCACCUUGAGAUCGGCAUUCAAGAGGUAAUGAGCGAACAGCUUGCCAUCAUUCUCAUCUUCAACCGGCGCCGCCCUCAGCUCGAUGUCGCCGAAUCUCUCGCUAUGGCAGACGAGUCCAUCUCCCUCGUCUCCAUGAUGGGUAUGCGAGUAGUCGGUGAAAUCGAGGCCUGGCGCCGCUGCGAAGACGUCCUAGGGCUCAUCAUCGCGGCCCGGUGGGACAACGCUGACCUUGUCGGUCAGUGA